Microplitis mediator is the source of this 2188-nucleotide messenger RNA. RefSeq names its product odorant receptor coreceptor (gene Orco). Bases 159 to 1592 code for a protein of 477 amino acids. Gene Ontology annotation, molecular function: odorant binding; olfactory receptor activity. Gene Ontology annotation, cellular component: plasma membrane. Gene Ontology annotation, biological process: sensory perception of smell; detection of chemical stimulus involved in sensory perception of smell. The record is from RefSeq and is a predicted model, not a curated record. Lineage: Eukaryota; Metazoa; Arthropoda; Insecta; Hymenoptera; Braconidae. The transcript is spliced from 8 exons.
GGAGAAGAGGGUUGUAAGUUAUGAAUAAAAUUGAAAUAAAUAAACGAACAUUAAAGCUCAUGGUGAAGACAUCGGGACGCGUGUGUGAGCAAAUUCGCUCAUUUAAAUAAAUAAAUCGUAAUUUUAUAAUUAAUUGUUUUAAUUAAAACUCAUUCAAGAUGAUGAAAACAAAGCAUCAGGGAUUGGUGGCGGAUUUAAUGCCCAAUAUCCGUUUAAUGCAAAUAAGUGGCCAUUUUAUGUUUAAUUAUUACGGGGAGGGAAAAAAAUUAAUGCAUAAAAUAUAUUGUAGUGUUCAUUUAUUUUUGAUUUUACUUCAAUUUGGAUUUGUCGCUAUUAAUUUAGUUAAAGAAAAAGAAGACGUUGAUGACCUUACGGCAAAUACAAUAACGAUACUAUUUUUUUUGCAUACACUUAUUAAAAUUGUUUAUUUUGCGGCACGGAGUAAAUUAUUUUAUCGUACUUUGGCAAUAUGGAAUAAUCCUAACAGCCAUCCAUUGUUCGCGGAAAGCAAUGCGAGAUAUCAUUCAAUUGCGUUGACCAAAAUGAGGAGAUUAUUGUUUUGUGUUGGAGCUGCUACCAUUGCUACCACUAUCAGUUGGACAACUUUGACGUUCUUUGAAGACCCACAUGUCGAAAGGCUUAAUAAGGAAACUAAUGAAACUUAUAUUGAGGAAAUUCCAAGAUUAUUGGUAAGAUCAUGGUACCCAUUCGAUGCGCGCCAUGGAAUGGCGCACAUCGGGAUGCUGAUAUAUCAAAUCUACUGGCUGUUUAUUUGCACCGUCGACGCAAAUUCAAUCGACGUUCUCUUCUGCUCAUGGUUACUGUUUGCUUGCGAACAAUUGCAACAUCUCAAAGCAAUAAUGAAACCACUUAUGGAACUCAGCGCAACUUUAGACACCGUAGUUCCCAACAGCGGUGAACUAUUCAAGGCCGGAAGCGCUGAUCAUUUACGUGACAACGAUGGCGUACCCGCGGAACCAGCGAUGAAUGGCGACAACAUGCUGGACAUGGAUCUGCGAGGUAUCUACAGCAAUCGCCAAGAUUUUACGGCAACAUUCCGUCCUACUGCGGGUACUCAGUACAAUGGCGGUGUCGGUCCUAAUCAAUUGACUAAAAAACAGGAAAUGCUUGUUCGCAGUGCGAUUAAGUAUUGGGUUGAACGGCACAAGCACAUUGUCAGACUUGUAACAGCUAUCGGAGAUGCGUAUGGUGUCGCUCUGCUAUUUCAUAUGUUAAUUACUACGAUUACACUUACUUUGCUUGCGUACCAGGCCACUAAGGUCAAUGGUGUUAAUGUUUAUGCUGCCUCGACUAUUGGAUAUUUGCUCUAUUCACUGGGACAAGUAUUUUUGUUCUGUAUAUUUGGUAACCGUCUAAUUGAAGAGAGUUCAUCGGUAAUGGAGGCCGCAUAUUCAUGUCAUUGGUACGAUGGUUCAGAAGAAGCGAAAACAUUUGUACAAAUAGUGUGUCAGCAGUGUCAAAAAGCCAUGUCUAUAUCAGGAGCUAAAUUUUUCACAGUAUCACUAGAUUUAUUCGCUUCGGUACUCGGUGCCGUGGUUACAUACUUCAUGGUAUUAGUACAACUUAAAUAAAUAAUUAAUUAUUUUAUUUAUUUUAUCAAAAUUAAUUUUUAUAAUUUUACAAAAUAUUAUUUUAUAUUAUUUUAAAUUAAUAUAUUUAUUUACCUUUUUUUUACGUUAACUGUUAAAUUACCCAAAAAAAAUAAACAGAAAACCCAAAAAAAAAAAAAGAAAUAAAUAAAAUAAAAUAAAAUUAAUACAAAAAUUUUUGGCGGUAACAAAAUAAAAUUCCUUAGUGUAAUAAUAAUAAUUAAUUAACUAAUUAAAAAAAAAAGAGCACGUUUAAUUGUGUCAAGUGCACGUAUCAUCUAGUUAGGGGAAAAUUUAUACGCUAACUGUGAGAUUAAGCAGAAAUAAAUUAAAAAUCUAAUUACUUACAUAAAUAAAUUAACAGAUAAAUGAAUAAUUUUAAAAAAACUGCGGAGGAAUUUAAUAACGCAGUCUAAUUUUUUUUUUUUUAAUGUAAAUAUAAUUAUUAAUUUAUAUAAAAUUUUAAACACAUAACAUUUUAUUUCUUGUUAUAAUUGUAAUUAAUCACUGUCUUUUAUUCUUAUUUUAAAUGAUAUUUUAUGUAAUAAUAAAUAAUAAAUUUUUUUAUACAAAAAUUA